UUACGUCAUGUCCGAAACAUCAGCAGUUUCCUGGGACAUGACACAGUCGUUUAGAUUAGAAAACACAGAUUAAUAGAAGAAGAUUACGCGCUGUAUUAGAUCCAGACCGCGUUUAAAUCAUUUUUUGCACUUCAGGUUCGCCGGCUGAGUGAAUUUAGCUGGUUGGAAAUGGAGGCGGUGCCGCGAAUGCCGAUGAUUUGGCUGGAUUUAAAGGAGGCUGGAGAGUUUCAGUUUAGCUCGGCUGUUAAACAGUUCAUACUGAAGAAUUACGGCGAGGAUCCAGACAACUACAACGAGUCUCUGAAGAAGCUGGAACAGUUACGGCAGAGCGCGGUGAACGUGACGCGGGAUUUCGAGGGCUGCAGUACACUACGCAAAUACUUCGGGCAGCUGCACUACCUGCAGAGCCGCGUGCCUUUGGGUCCCGGACAGGAAGCCGCAGUCCCGGUGUCCUGGACGGAGAUCUUCUCGGGAAAGACGGUGACGCACGAUGACAUCAGCUACGAGCAAGCAUGCAUCUUGUACAAUUUGGGAGCGCUGCAUUCGAUGCUGGGAGCGAUGGACAACAGAGUGUCAGAAGAGGGGAUGAAGGUGUCAUGUACACAUUUCCAGUGCUCAGCUGGAGCCUUCACCUACCUGCGAGACCACUUCAGCCAUAACUACAGCGUGGACAUGAGCCACCAGAUCCUUAAUCUCAACAUCAAUCUCAUGCUGGGUCAGGCUCAGGAGUGUUUGUUGGAGAAGUCCAUGCUGGACAACAGGAAGAGUUUCCUUGUUGCACGGAUAAGUGCUCAGGUAGUGGACUAUUAUAAAGAGGCUUGCCGUGCCCUGGAGAACUCCGACACUGCCUCGAUGCUAGGAAAGAUCCAGAAAGACUGGAAGAAACUGGUGCAGAUGAAGAUUUACUACUUUGCUGCUAUUGCUCAUCUGCAUAUGGGAAAGCAAGCUGAGGAGCAGCAGAAAUAUGGAGAAAGGCUCGCUUAUCUUCAAAGUUCACUAGACAAACUGAACGAAGCGAUAAAGUUGGCUAAAGGCCAGCCGGACAGUGUUCAAGAAGCCUUACGCUUCACCAUGGACGUCAUCGGAGGAAAAUUUAACUCUGCUAAAAAGGACAAUGACUUCAUUUACCAUGAGGCAGUGCCGUCUCUGGAGACGCUGCCUUCAGUCAAAGGUGCCCCGCUGGUCAAAGCCUUACCUGUGAAUCCGACAGACCCCAGUGUGACAGGACCAGACAUUUUCUCCAAGCUGGUGCCGAUGGCUGCUCAUGAGGCCUCCUCUCUCUACAGUGAAGAAAAGGCCAAGCUGCUACGAGAUGUCAUGGCAAAAAUAGACAGCAAGAACGAGACUUUAGAACAGUUUAUGGACUCUUUGAAUCUGGACCCAGACUCUGUGGACAACAUGGACAUGUACAACAGCAUCCCUUCUGUCCUCAUGGAGAAAUGUGCAGCUCUGAGUGUGAGACCAGACACAGUGAAGAGUCUCAUACAGUCCAUGCAGGUAUUAUCAGGCGUGUUCACUGAUGUGGAAGCCUCCCUGAGGGAGAUACGGUCAGUGUUAGACGACGACGAAGCUGGUGACCGGAAGCUAGAGGAGGUAGCAGGGAAGCAGAGUGUCCCAGCACAGCUUGCUGCCAUUGCUGAGCUCCGUCGAGAUCUUGAGAAAUACCUGGAGGCUCAUGAAAAAGCAAGCUUUACAAACACAGAGCUUCACCGGGCAAUGAAUCUGCACAUUAGCAACCUGCGACUCCUCGGUGGACCACUGGACACUCUGAGAGAGGCCCUGCCCAGACCACAGCUUACUGAAGAUGAAGUAGCAGGUCUCCAGUGCAUGAAAAGGAUUCUAGGUAAAGUACAGGAAAUGAAAGACCAGCGCAGUUCCCUUGAGAAGCAGCUGAGGGAACUGAUCCAGCAGGACGACAUCACUGCUGCAUUAGUCACCACCGAGAGGGCUGAUAUGAAGAGGAUAUUUGAGGAGCAGCUGAAGAAGUACGAACAGGUAAAGGUGUACAUUGAUCAAAAUCUAGCUGCUCAAGAGAACAUCCUGAAGGCACUGACAGAUGCGAAUGUCCAGUAUGCAACAGUACGUAAGAGCCUGGCCGAGACGGAACACAAAUGGAACAGUACAGUGCAAAUGCUUGUUGCUUCUUAUGAAGCUUAUGAAGACCUGAUGAAGAAAUCGCAGGAGGGAAAAGAGUUUUAUGAAGACUUGGAGGCUAAGGCUUCCCGCCUCUUAGAAAGGGCUAAGACCAUUUGCAAGACCAGGGAAGAAGAGAGAAAAGCCAUUUUGGACAAGGAGAUCCAAAAAAAGAUUCCUCAAAGGCCCACGGCCCCAAAGCCAGCACAAAAGAAAGCCCCAGAUAUGGAUUCCUCUGGCAUAGAUGACCCCGAAAUAGCCAAGCUCAAUGCUGCCAUUUUAGCCUUAGGUGGAGACUUACCAGAAGAUCUUCGUAGUUUGCCUCCUGAGCUUGCUCUGCCUAUGAUACCAGAGGCUUUUCAUCCAGGGGCAGCUGCUCUAUAUGCACCUCCAAGAUUUCCUCCAAACCUACCACCUCCUGAACUUCUUGCACAAAUCUCUCGUUUUACAACUCUUCCCCCAACCCAGGGCUUCAACCACAGUCUACCACCAGGCCCCCUGCCCCAGCAACAUCAGGUUCCUCAGAUGCCCAACCCUCAAAUCUCUCAGCUUUCCUCAGUGCCUGGGUAUUGCCCUCCAUCUUUACAAACCCAGCCUGCUGUAUCAGGCACACAAACUCCCAUUCGCACAUCCACCACGACUGUGGACAGUGUGCAAACACCAAUUCCCAGCUACACUCCAACACCAGGACAGCCAGCUAUGCCUGCUGCCCCUGGACACCCUAUGCCCACUCCUGCAGUGUAUAAUCCCCCCUCUGCAUUGGCUUCUCAGCCUCAAUAUUUGCAGCAGCCUGGUGUUCCUGUGAGUCAGCCACCUCAGGGAGUACAAGCACCUCAACCACAGUCACAUCCUCCUCAACCAUUUCCCCAAGGUCGUGGUCAGGGGCAACCACAACCGAGCCCACCACAGCCAUUGUUCCAAACGGUGCCAGCUCGGCAGCAUCUACCUGCACCUGUAACUGGGCCUCAACUCCCACAACAAACUCAGCCCCACUAUCUACACCACAUGGCGCAACCAAGACCACCUGGGCCGCCUAUUCUUCAGCAACGACCAUUUAAUAUUCACUCUGCACCAUCUGCACUGCCUCAGCAGGUGUACCCUCCUGUCUCUUUUGUUCCUGGUUGCCAACCUGUGAAUGCCAUUGCCCCAAAUCAGCUGCCUCAUCAUUCCAUGCAACCACAAAUGCCCCCGACCUCCCAGCCAGUGCCUCAAGUUUCUAUGCCACAUUUACCAAAUGUAAAACAAAUGCCCCCUUGUUCCCAGUCCUAUAUGCCCCCACUCAAUCAGCAAGUGCAUCCUAUUCCUCCUUCACAAACGGUCCUUUCCUCACAGCAGGUACCACCUCCUCAACAAAUACCUCCACUUUCUCAGCAACAAAUGCUACCACCUUCCUCCCAAAUGUCUCCUCCCACUCACCUGCAAAUGCCUGCAGUUUCCCAAGCAGGGCUGCAUUCUUCUCAUCCACCGGUAUCUGCAGUUUCCCAGUCUUUACCUCAUCCAUCUCGCCCACCAAUGCACAGCAUUUCCCAACCAUUACCACACCCCUCCCAUCAACAAAUUCAUCCUCCCUAUCAGCCAGUAUUUCCAGCAAACACACAAAGGGUUCCAGUCCCUGUCCAGCCUCAGUUACCUCCAGCCUCACAGUUCCCAGUGCACACCAAUGCUCUCCAUUCACAGCCCCAUGGCAAGAUUCCCUCACAAAUCCCUCCUGGUCCUCAUCCUUCAGUGCCCUCACAAAUGACCCAGCAACCUAUCAACUUGCCUCAACACCAUCUCCCUCCUCCCGCUACACCUGUGGGUUAUCCUGGUGGUAUUCCUAUAGUUCCCCACCAAUCCACAAUUCCUCAGCAGCCGCAGACUCUGCCUCCACAGGUACCAUCAGGGGCACCAGCCCCCUACCCUGGACCACAUGCUGGGAUCAUUGCUCCUGGACCAAUACAGCAUUCCGGACCAGUCGUUACACCUGGACUCCAGACACUUCCUCAGGCUAUUAUCCCACCAUCUUCAGCUGCACCAGGGGCUACACCAAGCAAUGUCCUGCCUGCCCUCUCACCUUCUCCAUCACCAGGGCCCUCCUCACUAGGUAUUGUGCCUCAGAGACCCUCUCCUGCUCUCACACCUGUUGCAGGUGCAGCGAUACCACAGACUGCAACAACACCCCUGCCCUCAUCUGGCCCCUUGCCAUCAUCCAACUCACUGUUUCAGCACCAGAAUUCCAGUACAGAUGAUCUUCUUUCUUCAAGCCCUGAGAGCCAACAUGGUGGUAGCAAAGACACUGCCAAUGUCUUAUUACCCACCAAGGCUGAUCCUCAAGAUGAACAGCUUCGCAAGAAAUCAGAGGGAGUGAAGAUCAUUCAAGGUGAUCCAUACCAGGCUCCAGAAAGGGUCUCGCAGCUGUGUGCAGAGCUUGAAAGAUUUCGUUCAACUGUCCAAUCUUUGGAGCGUCCCUCAGGAGAGGGAGGUUUAUCAGAACUUGAUGCUCGGUGGAAGGAGCUACAAGACCAGCAAGAGAAAGAUUCUCGCCAGCUUUCUAUCGCUAUAGCCCGGUGCUACACCAUGAAAAACCGCCACCAAGACGUCAUGCCUUACGACUGUAAUCGAGUUGUUCUGCACUCUGGCAAAGAUGACUACAUCAAUGCAAGCUUUAUAGAGGACCUAUCGCCAUAUUGUCCACGUCUCAUUGCAACCCAGGCGCCCCUUACUGGAACUGCUGCUGAUUUCUGGCUCAUGGUCUAUGAGCAGAAAGUGUCUCUAAUUGUAAUGCUGGUGUCUGAGCAAGAACUUGAAAAGCAAAAAGUUCUGCGGUACUUUCCAUCAGAAAGAGGACAGCAAAUUACUCAAGGCUCAAUCACACUCAGUCUGACAACCCAGAAAAACACAGCCACUCAUGUGGAGCGCAUGAUUGGACUGCAGUAUCGAGAUCAGAGUUUGAAGCGUACAGUCAUCCACCUACAGUUCACAUCGUGGCCUGAGCUCGGAUUGCCAGAGAGUAAAAGUACCCUCAUUCGCUUCAUUCAGGAAGUUCAUGGACAUUACCUUCUCCAGCGCCCUUUACACACACCUGUCGUGGUGCACUGCAGUUCUGGCGUUGGUCGAACCGGAGCCUUCUGCCUGUUGUAUGCUGCAUUACAAGAGCUGGAGGCUGGGAAUGGUAUACCUGAUCUAUCCCAGUUGGUGAGGAAGAUGAGACAACAGAGGAAAAACAUGCUACAGGAGAAGUUACACCUAAAAUUCUGCUACGAGGCGGUCCUGAAACAUGCGGAGCAAGUGCUUCAGCGUCGUGGCAUCAUCACCACCCCGAGCCAAAAGUCCACAAACAGUACAGCAGUUAAGCAGUAUUCACAGCCAGAGGCUCAGGAUAUCGUUCUUGGAGGUGAUAUGCCAAUUAGCUCCAUCCAGGCUACGGUUGCUAGGCUCAGUAUCCGUCCACCCAGUGUAGAGUCUGACCAGGACCCAAAUCAGGACCCAAUGCCUUCUAUUGCUGCAGGACUAGAACCCAACUUGACACUAGUCCAGGACCUCCAAGCUUCUCUCACUGACACUGUUCCUGCCUCACUAAGUCCCCCAAUUUCCUGCCCUACUUCUCCAGGUAAGAUGCAGUCCCCUUCUCCUCCUAACCACCCGGGUAAUGGGUUCGAGGGACCCGCACCAAUGCCAAUAUCCGACAACCAUGCCGCGCCAGAAGUCGUUCCUCCAGCGCUGUCAUCCCUAGACCUCCUGGCUUCGCUAACACCUGAAGCUUUUACACUUGACAACGGUUGUCGUGGCAAACAGAGAAUCAGCAAACAAAGUUUUUUCCAGGCGCAAGAAGGCCAGGGUCUGCAGGGUCCUCCGAAUGGAGAUGACCCACUCAGCACCCUGGAUCCCCUCUGGACUCUCAACAAGCCCUGACUUCCUGCAAUCUCUUUUAAUGAGGCCACUUCUGUUUAUGCCUCUCAGUGUUCUGUAUUUCCAGAUCACUCUACCAUUUAGCAUUUCAAUGCUUUUCAGCUAGAUAACAGCCUUUAUUAGUUGAAUCCGUUAAGGAGAAGGGAAAUGCCAAGAUCCUUGUCCAUGACCUGGACGUCUUGGACCACCUCACUGUGUGUCGGUCCCUGUGUACAUCUUGGAAUCUGCACCUUUCUGGUAUUGCUCUCCUUCUUACUUAAAGCUGUUUCCCAGCAUGCAACACCUCUUCUGAAUAUCAGUCAGGCCUUCUAAAUGGACAUUCACACCUAAUGUCUUUACAUGGAUACAAAAAGUCAUGGAAAUGAAAGUGUGGGCUCAGCGAGCACUACAGACAAUAGAUUUAUUGGAGUUGUGGUUCGCUUUAAUCUCAAACUGAAAAAAUGGUAUUUGAAAGAGGAAGUUCACCAGUUCAGCUUGUAAGUCUUCAACAUGUGACUGACAAGAUUUCUAAAUUCUACUGUCUAGACUCCCUUCAUUCUACUUUGCUGCUUGCCUUGUGACCUAUUUGGUGUCAGCUAGGACCAAGCUGAAUAAUAGAAAAAUUAAUCUGACAAAAAGUGCUAACUUUAUAUUAGCAUACAACUGAAAAAAGCAAGUGAGGACCAGUUCCCAGAAUCACAUUUAAGUAAUGCUAGCUGCCUUCUACUAACAUUUAUAAGCUAACUUCUAGUGUUAGCUGUUUUUGGGAGUAUUUGCUAACUUUCUGUACGGCUAAGUGACGCUGGUAUGACGCUGUGUACCCACUUUCCUUAUAACACAUUAUACACCUUAUAACUUAUUUCUGAUUCGGCACACCUUGACAUUGAGUUGAUUUGUUCUGCCUUGUUAAAUGUUGUAAAUACAUCUUAAUUAAAAACUGCUCAUCAAAUCA
Hemibagrus wyckioides is the source of this 6952-nucleotide messenger RNA. It is a transcript of the gene ptpn23a, whose product is annotated as protein tyrosine phosphatase, non-receptor type 23, a. Gene Ontology annotation, biological process: protein dephosphorylation; early endosome to late endosome transport; protein transport to vacuole involved in ubiquitin-dependent protein catabolic process via the multivesicular body sorting pathway. The record is from RefSeq and is a predicted model, not a curated record. Gene Ontology annotation, cellular component: endosome. The transcript has 24 exons. Gene Ontology annotation, molecular function: protein binding; protein tyrosine phosphatase activity. Bases 169 to 6024 code for a protein of 1951 amino acids. Lineage: Eukaryota; Metazoa; Chordata; Actinopteri; Siluriformes; Bagridae.